AUGGCGUCCUUCUCCAACACUACCAUAACAUACGACGAAGUCCGAGCGGCAAUGAAGAAGCCACUCACUGCGGAAGAGCAGAAGAAGUACCGCGGAAUUACAGAUUCUGCAAUGUCUGGACUUAAAUAUGACGAACUUUUCGGGAUCAAUACUUCUGAGGAGCUGAUCAUUGCCGAAUCAUAUGGAAGGCAGGCCACUCCAUCGGACGAUCCCGACAACCUCUAUCUCUUCUCUGCCGGCCAUGGCUUGACAGCUAGAUUCAAUCAGUUGUAUCGACAAACGACGCUUGAGUCGCAGUCGACCGUACCAGAGACUGUCCAGGCCGCCUCGAUCGCAAAUAGAACCACGAUUGAACAGAUGCACAAUCAGUAUCUAAACAUGCCUAAGAGACCUGGAUCCGACGACAAAGCGUAUGUGGAGAACCAACUCAGUAUGGUGGCCACUGAUUUUGUCACCUGGUGGAACGAGUUGAGUACCGAGUCUCAGGGCCUUGAACGCCGACAGCAAGGCUAUUAUUGUAAUGACCAGAACCAACACUGUGCAACAAAAGACGACUGCAAGAAGACGAGGACUAUCCAAAGGCUAAAGUGUACAUGUGGCAACUACGGCACAUGCUCCACAGGCGAUCUACCUCUGCCUCCUUACUGUCCCCAUGGCGACUGCGGUCAGUAA
This is a messenger RNA of Aureobasidium uvarum, 672 nucleotides long. The record is from the annotation of a GenBank genome assembly. Lineage: Eukaryota; Fungi; Ascomycota; Dothideomycetes; Dothideales; Saccotheciaceae.